Messenger RNA from Oncorhynchus masou masou (cherry salmon), 2083 nucleotides. It is a transcript of the gene ahr1a, whose product is annotated as aryl hydrocarbon receptor 1a. Gene Ontology annotation, molecular function: protein dimerization activity; DNA-binding transcription factor activity. Gene Ontology annotation, biological process: regulation of DNA-templated transcription; xenobiotic metabolic process; response to xenobiotic stimulus. The record is from RefSeq and is a predicted model, not a curated record. Gene Ontology annotation, cellular component: cytoplasm; transcription regulator complex; nucleus. NCBI's taxonomy places the organism in Eukaryota, Metazoa, Chordata, Actinopteri, Salmoniformes, Salmonidae.
AUGACCACAAAUGUCCAAUUUCUGCAGUUUGAUGACGUUUGUUGUAGCUAUGACAUUAUUAUCGCGUGGCUAAUGUUCGGCGAAUAUAUUCCGAUUUGAUUUAUAGUCCAUCCGCGUUUGGCAAGGAAACUCGCACGGCACGAUCCAUUGACAGCUCAGUGUUGGCAAUUUAUCAUCUUUAUCUUCUUUGAACUUUUCCACUUUCUCUAGCUAAAUUAGGUUAUUAAUAUAUGUAGCAAACAUCUCUUUCUUUUCGCUUAAUAAUGCAGGUAUGCAUUUAACUGGCUAUAUCGUUUUGUUGCAUGCAUGAAAAUGCAUCUUACUGAGUAAUCGACCAUGUUUUGGUUUGAUUGUCAGCUAGCUAACAUGAUACGUGUUAUUUAGCUAGCCGAGCAGAAGCAGGGAUUUGACUGCGUACCCUGUCCUGUCAGCUAGCUAGCUAGCUGUCUUUCUAGUGCGCUUGGCAUUCCAUAGUACACAUUGGGAAUAAAUAGCACCAACAUGUAUGCAAGAGAGGAAAAAGCCCCAGAGAAGUGUGAAGCCACCUCCAGAAGGAGCCAAAUCAAACCCUUCCAAGAGGCACCGGGAACGCCUGAAUGCGGAGUUGGACAGGCUGGCCAGUCUGCUUCCUUACCCCCAGGAUGUCAUCUCCAAGCUGGACAAACUGACCAUCCUCAGGCUUUGUGUCAGCUACCUGCGUGCCAAGAGCUUUUUCAAUGUGACCCUACAAUCCACAGCCUCUCAGCGCCCAGAGAGUAAUGUUCUGAAGAAGAAAGAACUUCACCUUCCAGAGGGAGAGCUCUUACUGCAGGUGUUGAAUGGCUUUGUUCUGGUCAGGUAAGUCACAGCUGGUGGCACAAUCUUCUAUGCAUCCUCCACCAUCCAGGACUACCUGGGCUUUCACCAGUCAGACGUCGUCCAUCAGAGUGUUUAUGACGUCAUUCAUAUGGAGGACCGAGCAGAGUUACAGAGACAGCUCCACUGGGCCCUGAACAACCCUGACACCGGACAGCUGGUCUCAGAUCCAGCCUCGCCACAGGCUAACACAGUCUACAAGCCAGAGGCACUCCCACCAGAGAAUUCCACCUUCCUGGAACGCAACUUUGUCUGCAGGUUAAGAUGUCUCCUGGACAACUCCACUGGCUUCCUAGCCCUGAACAUCCAGGGGCGUCUGAAGUUCCUCCAUGGCCAGAGCGAGAGGACAAAGGAGGGCAAGGCCAUCCCUCCUCAGCUGGCUCUGUUCGCCCUGGCCUCUCCCUUGCAGCCCCCCACCAUCCUGGAGAUCCGCACCAAGAACUUCAUCUUCAAGACCAAGCACAAGCUGGACUUCACCCCCAUUGCCUGCGAUGCCAAAGGGAAGAUGUUGCUGGGUUACACUGAGGCUGAGCUGUGCAACCAUGGCUCGGGAUACCACUUCAUCCAUGCUGCUGACAUGCUGCACUGUGCUGAGAACCACAUGAGGAUGAUGAAGACCGGAGAGAGUGGGAUGACAGUAUUCAGGCUGCUGACCAAGCUGACUGGCUGGGUGUGGGUGCAGGCUAACGCCAGACUGGUCUACAAGAACGGACGGCCUGAGUGUAUCAUCGCAUCCCAAAGAGUCCUCACUGAUGAAGAGGGAGAGGACAACCUAAGGAAGCGGAGCCUCCAGCUGCCUUUCAGUUACACCACUGGGGAGGCUCUUCUCUACAACACCAGCUUCCCCAAGACUCUGGUAACAGGGGACUCCUUAGCAGGCGGCACCACCAGCCCUGCAGGAAAUAUCACCAACGACAACCAGGGUGGAACCCUGGAUCCUGACUCACUGCUGGGCUCUCUGCUGAAACAGGACAAGUUCAUCUACUGCUGCUCCCCUCACACUCAGAACGAUCUCCAACUCCCUCUCCAACUCCAGGAGGAGGUGGCAGGGGUUCCACAGGAGGAGGUGCCAGGGCUUCCACAGUGGGAUUGUGGGGGCAUCUUCUCCAGCAGCUGGCAGGAGGGCAGCAUCCGCUCUCUGUCGGAGAGUGUCCUCUUCAAGCAGGAGCCGUUGGGGGUCGGGGGUGGAGGGGGAUCGACGGCUUCUCAUCGGAGGACAGGUAACUGA